AUGUUGCAUCUCAUCAUUCCUGUGAACCAAGUUUCCAUCAAGGAGAACAUCAAUCCUUGGGAAAACUUGAACCAAUUCGCUUACUUUCCUUCUUUGAAGGAAGUCUCCUCUCCAAGCUUCGGUCCUGAAAAGGAAAAUCUCUUCUCUGAUUUCUCAAUCUGUGCUCUGCUAACUGAAACCGAAACUACUGGAAAAGAUAGAUUCGUGAUUGUAGGCUCCAGAAGAUAUGGGAAAGCCCAAUCUUUGAACAGAGCUAAUGACUGUCAUCAAAAGGCGGUCUCUUCUGGAAAAUUCUCCAGAAUUGCCACUACUACCAAUGUCUUCUCUGAAAUAGGUUUUGGUCACAACCAAGACGACCAAAUAUCUCUAGUCACCGGACAAGAAGGUACUCCAACAGUGUUUUCUGACAAGAAACCUUCUUUUUUGGUUUGUAAGCCUUUCCAGAAGCAUUUCAACGAGACUUGGAACACUGUGAUCUCAACUUUGAUUUUGUUGCUUCAUGGUCUUCCACCUGCUCACUUCUCUAGCCCAAGUGUUGAACCAGUUCUCGAAGGCUUGAGAUGGACAAGCUCCUUGGCCCUCAACCUUGGAGCUUAUCUUCAAAAUAACUCUGAGGCCAUUUUUAAUGUCCUUGUUUUUCUCUUUUUCCUUCCUUUGAUAGUUCUCAGAAGAAAUGCCUUUGAAAACGAGAAGGCUCUUUCUAAUAGAUCGAAUAUUUACUUGUUGAAGACUAGAGCCAGAUCACCAAUCAUCGUGCGGUCUGCCCAACCCAAAGACAAAAGACUUAGUUUUUGUCAAAUGAAGAAGAGAAGCCCUAGAAAUAUCACUCUUUACCCCUCACACUUUCUAAUGGACAGAGACCGAAGAAUCAGAAGCAUUCUUUUGCAAGAAUAA
Molecule: messenger RNA, 894 nt
Organism: Clavispora lusitaniae ATCC 42720
Lineage: Eukaryota; Fungi; Ascomycota; Pichiomycetes; Serinales; Metschnikowiaceae
Source: RefSeq, a predicted model, not a curated record